This is a messenger RNA of Anolis sagrei ordinatus, 871 nucleotides long. NCBI's taxonomy places the organism in Eukaryota, Metazoa, Chordata, Lepidosauria, Squamata, Anolidae. The record is from RefSeq and is a predicted model, not a curated record.
ACGGAAGCUCCCCCCACUUCCGGUCUUCUGUAAAAAUGGCGGCUGCGGCGGCCUGCUGUUUGCUUCUGAGGCGCUGCGUCUUAACGGCGAACCGAAUCCGGAACCAUCUCCCUCCAUCCUCCUUGCUGGGCCUCCGGGGAAGGAGAAGCUUUAGUGGGCGAGAUGCCGGGAAGGCUCUGCGGAUAGAUGCGACACGCUACACGCUGGUCUACACGUGUAAGGUUUGUGGUUCACGGUCGACGGAAAGCAUUUCCAAGGCGGCUUACCACCACGGAGUGGCCAUCGUCACCUGCCCCGGAUGCCAAAACCACCAUGUUAUUGCCGACAAUUUGGGCUGGUUCUCGGAUUUGGAGGGCAAGCGGAACAUUGAAGAAAUCCUUGCGGCCAAAGGGGAAACGGUGAAGCGGGUCGUCGGCGAAGGCGCCUUGGAGCUCCUCUUGAGUGAACCCCAGAAGUCUGAAAAUGAUGGAGAAAAGGGCUCCUGAUCGCUGCAGAAAGACUUCGACAGACAGCUGUCAAUCAGAGAAAAACCCAGUUGCAACAGCAGAGAAGCCAUUAGGAAAAGGAGGACCUUAAAGCAAUUGGGCUGCAAGGUGCAACUUGAGAAACCACAACUUGCUUCUGGUGUGAGAGGAUUGACCGCCUCAAGGACGCUGUCCAGGGGGCGCCAGGAUGUUUUGAUGUUUUAUCACCCUUGUGGGGGGCUUCCCUCAUGUCCCCGAAUGAGGAGCUGGAGCUGACAGAAGGAGCUCAUCCACGCCCUCCCUGGACUUGAAUCUCUGCGACCUGUCUGUCUUCAGUCCUGCACAAGGGUUUAGCCCACUGCACCACCGGGGGCUAUAUUAUAAUUAUAAUAUAGACACACACACAC